AGCCGCUGUCUGUAAAAUAAAAAUAAAACUUAUUCUGUCCUUUGUUUAAAGUCAAAGGGAAGUUCAUUCAUUUAUUAAAGUGUUCUUUUUGUACUUAAAACACAUUCAGCCUGAAUAAUAUAAUAAUUAUUGAUAAAAGUCCCUAAAAUACAUUUUGACAAAAGGGGAUAUUUAAACAUAACGUUUACAACUAAAAAUGAAUUAUUGUUCUCAACAAUUGAGUCUCUGCGAUCGAUUACACUUUGGAGACUCACUGCGACAUGACUUUUAUACAAUAUAUCAUAACGCUUAAAUGAGUGAUAUUUUUUAUGGUCAUAUGUUCAGAAUGUCAGGUCGUAAAGUGACCUAAUAAUGGCGGAGCAGAGUUGUCAGUAUUUGAAGGAGAUAAUACUUAUCUACGUCUUAUUGUUAAAAUCCGAUAAAAAAAAGUCGACUCUUUCUCUAAUUAAAAGUUCCCAUUGUGCUCCAGUGUCUGCGUCACCUGUUUCCUCCUCAAUCCCGCCUAUUUCAGUAAUUGGACAAGAUACAUUCGUAUCCCCGCCCCUAAUCACAAAUCAAACCUUGCCAUUGGACAGAGUACGUGUCGCUCCCAAUGUAAGUCUCCUCCCUCGGGUUCUCUGGAGCUCUGUGUCCUCAGGUUAUCCGUCAAUCUGAGUAAAACCUGUGAUGGGACGUUUAAUAAUGGCGAUACCGGGGUUCGAUAACUGUCAAAGUUUAGCGAGAGAAAAACUUGAUUAAAGUGGAUUUUAUUUUUUUGGACCAAGUCAGUGCGGGGACGUUAAAAUGUGACCACUCACAGUAAAUCUCCGCCUGCUCUGUAAACUGAGUCAAACAAGUGGAUUUAAUCGCGUGUUGCCAUGUCGUUACUCUGCGUCAGAGUAAAGAAAGCCAAACUUCAAGGACCACCAGACAAGUUCAACACUUACGUGACGUUGAAGGUGCAAAAUGUCAAAAGCACCACCAUCACCGUACGAGGAGACCAGCCCUGCUGGGAACAGGACUUCAUGUUUGAGAUCAACCGACUGGAUCUGGGCCUCAUUGUUGAGGUUUGGAACAAGGGUCUGAUCUGGGACACCAUGGUGGGCACCUCCUGGAUUCCUCUCAAAAGUAUCCGCCAAUCAGAGGAGGAGGGCUCAGGGGAGUGGCUCUUCCUGGAUGCCGAGGUCCUGAUGAAGGCAGAUGAGAUUUACGGCACCAGGACCCCGACCCCUCAUCGAGUCCUGCUGGACACUCGCUUCGAGUUGCCCUUUGACAUCCCAGAGGACGAGGCGCAGUACUGGACGGGGAAGCUGGAGCACAUCAACACCAUGAGGAUCCACGAUGAGUACUCUCUUCAGGAUGAUGUCCAGAGUCGCCCCCUACCGUUCGCUCCCUCCCAGUGCUCUCUGGACGACCAGGACAGCGCUGUGGACGACAGGGACAGCGACUACCGCAGCGAAACCAGUAACAGUCUGCCCCCGCGGUACCACACCACGGCCCAGCCCAACUCCUCCUUACACCAGUAUCCUAUGGGGCCACGGCUGCAGCAGCAGCAGCAUCCGGACUCGUGCACCAACUCCAUCCACAGCUUUGACCUGGACUACAGGGAUCAGAGAGGAAUCAGUCCAGUGGAAAGUAGUCGUUUUGGGUCAUCAGGGAACCUGAGCCAGACCAGUUCCCAGCUCAGUGAGACCGGUCAGGAGAGCACUGGAGGCUCGGAGCUGGAGGAGUCCUUUCAUUCCUACCACAGCACUGGUUUUCACCCGUCCACCAAUGGUGGGCAGCCACGCACCAAUGGACACACUAACGGACACCCCGGGGUUAACGAGCAGGAGGUUCUUCGCUCGUCUCCAGAACUAGAAAGUAGCCUAAAAAAUAAAACCCCACCAGAGAAAACAUCCACCAAACUCCUGAGGUUCCGUGAUGAAGGACCACCAUUACCUUUUUCAGCUUCCAGAGUUCGUUGGUUGAAGGCCAUCAACAAAGUCAGGGUUCAGCUCCGGGAGGGUCAAGAUGAGGACCCUAACCUACGGCAGGCCUGGGUCAAACCAGGCGGUGGUUCUGGUCUGUAUGGAAUUGACAGCAUGCCUGACCUGCGUAAAAAGAAGCCCAUCCCAUUGGUCAGCGACGUGUCCCUUGUUCAAGCGAGGAAGGCUGGAAUCGCUUCUUCCAUGGCUGCACGGUCCUCCAUCAAGGACGAGGAGCUGAAACACCAUGUGUAUAAGAAGACCCUCCAGGCGCUCAUCUACCCCAUAUCAUGCACCACACCACACAACUUUGAGGUGUGGACCGCCACUACGCCAACAUACUGCUACGAGUGUGAAGGGCUGCUGUGGGGAAUCGCCCGGCAGGGCAUGCGCUGCUCCGAGUGUGGCGUCAAGUGUCACGAGAAGUGCCAGGAGCUGCUGAACGCCGACUGUCUCCAGCGUGCGGCUGAGAAGAGUUCUAAACACGGAGCGGAAGACAAGACCCAGAACAUCAUCAUGGCCAUGAAGGACAGGAUGAAGAUCAGAGAGAGGAACAAACCAGAGAUCUUUGAACUGAUCAGGGAAGUCUUUGUCAUCAGUAAAGCUAUCCACGCUCAGCAGAUGAAGACCAUCAAACAGAGCGUCCUGGACGGCACCUCCAAGUGGUCGGCCAAGAUCACCAUCACAGUCGUUUGUGCCCAAGGUCUUCAAGCGAAGGACAAGACAGGUUCCAGUGACCCCUACGUCACCGUCCAGGUGGGAAAGACCAAGAAACGGACCAAGACCAUCUAUGGAAACCUCAACCCUGUGUGGGAGGAGAAAUUCCACUUCGAGUGCCACAAUUCUUCCGACCGUAUUAAAGUCCGCGUGUGGGACGAAGACGACGACAUCAAGUCCAGGGUGAAGCAGCGUCUGAAGAGAGAGUCGGACGAUUUCCUCGGCCAGAGCAUCAUCGAAGUUCGAACGCUGAGCGGUGAAAUGGACGUCUGGUACAACCUGGAGAAGAGGACGGACAAGUCGGCCGUGUCCGGUGCCAUUCGCCUCCAGAUCAAUGUGGAGAUCAAGGGGGAGGAGAAGGUGGCGCCGUACCACGUGCAGUACACAUGUUUACACGAGAACCUUUUCCAUCAUUCCAACGAUGUGCUGGGACAAGGGGUGGUGAAGAUCCCCGACCCUCGUGGAGACGACGCGUGGAAAGUCUAUUUUGAUGAUGUGGCGCAGGAAACAGUGGACGAGUUCGCCAUGAGAUACGGCAUCGAGUCCAUCUACCAGGCCAUGACUCAUUUCGCCUGUCUGUCGUCAAAGUACAUGUGUCCUGGAGUUCCCGCCGUGAUGAGCACCCUGUUGGCCAACAUCAACGCGUUCUACGCCCACACCACCGCCUCCACCAACGUCUCCGCCUCUGACCGCUUUUCUGCCUCCAACUUUGGGAAAGAACGUUUUGUCAAACUGUUAGAUCAGCUACACAACUCCUUGCGCAUUGACCUGUCGACAUACAGGAAUCACUUUCCUGCCAGCAGCAAAGAUCGUCUGCAGGAUCUGAAAUCGACGGUCGAUCUUCUAACCAGCAUCACCUUCUUCAGGAUGAAGGUCCAGGAACUGCAGUCUCCACCCAGGGCCAGUCAGGUGGUGAGGGACUGUGUCAAAGCCUGUCUCAACUCUACCUUUGACUACAUCUUCAACAACUGCCACGAGCUGUACAACAGACAGUACCAGCCCGCAGAGACGAAUAAAGAAGAGCUGCCGCUGGAAGAACAGGGUCCGAGCAUCAAGAACCUGGACUUCUGGCCCAAACUCAUCAUGCUCAUCGUGUCCAUCAUCGAAGAAGACAGGAAUUCUUACACACCUGUGCUCAACCAGUUUCCACAAGAACUCAGCGUUGGGAAAGUGUCAGCGGAGGUCAUGUGGACGUUGUUUGCCCAAGACAUGAAGUACGCCAUGGAAGAACAUGAGAAGCACAGACUGUGUAAAAGCACCGACUACAUGAACCUGCACUUCAAGGUGAAGUGGUUGUACAACGAGUACGUGAAGGAGCUGCCCAACUUCCAGGGUGUCGUUCCAGACUAUCCGUCAUGGUUCCUGCAGUUUGUGCUGCAGUGGUUGGCUGAAAACGAGGACGUGUCUGUGGAGUUCAUGCACGGUGCCCUGGAGAGGGACAAAAAAGACGGAUUCCAGCAGACCUCGGAGCACGCGCUCUUCUCCUGCUCCGUGGUGGACAUCUUCACGCAGCUCAACCAGAGCUUUGAGAUCAUCAAGAAGCUGGAGUGUCCAGACCCCGUGGUCAUGGCCCAGUACAGCCGCCGCUUCUCCAAGACCAUUGCCAAAGUCCUUCUACGCUACAGUGCCAUCCUGACCAAGAGCUUUCCGUCUUACAUCGACAAGGAGAAGAUUGUGAGUGGAUUUCUAACCCUAACCCUAACCAACAGAACCACAGACUGUCACACGUCAGAGGUCACCACAGGACCUCAGUUUGUUCAGUUUCUCACUAAUGAGAUGGAGACCGGCUCUAAUGUUGUUCUUCAGAGCUUCACCUUGACCAGUGAUCAUCAACUGGUGACCCGUGGACCCGCUGCGGUCCGGCCGGACACCAGGGGGUCUGUCCACCAGAUACAGUUGGUGACCCCUGGUCUGGACCCUGGUCAGUUAAAACCACCCUCAGCUCUGACAGACUCUGGUCCUAUGGACCCAGAGGCCAGUGAUUUACUGAACGACCUGCAGGUGAAGCUGAACAACGUUCUGGACGAGCUGAGCAGUACCUUUGGAAACAGUUCCCACAGGCUGACGCUGUUUGCUACAGUUUGUGAGAAGACUGUGCUCAAACGAGUGCUGAAGGAGCUGUGGAGGAUCGUGAUGAGCAGCCUGGAGAAGAGCAUCGUGCUGCCCAAGGGCAGCGACACGUUUGGAGCACAGAUCCUGUCGGCGGCUAAAGAACUUGGUCAACUGUCCAAACUGAAGGACCACAUGGCAGGAGAGGCUAAAAGCCUGACGCCCAGACAGUGUGCUGUCAUGGACGUGGCUCUGGACACCAUCAAGCAAUAUUUCCACGCUGGAGGAAACGGUCUGAAGAAGGCGUUCCUGGAGAAAAGUCCCGAGCUGUCGUCCCUCCGUCACGCUCUGUCCCUCUACACUCAGACCACCGACACACUCAUCAAGACCUUUGUCACAACUCAACACACACAAGUGCAUGAUGGGAAGGGUAUAAGGUUAACACCCAGUGAGAAAAUACAGCCCAGCAGGGGUUCAGGAUUGGAGAAGCAGAUCGGGGAGGUGUGCGUUCAGUUGGAGAUGUUCACUCCUCCUGGGAACAAAGAGAGAAAGGUCACGGUCAAAGUCAUGGGAGCCAGUGACUUGAAGUGGCAGACGUCUGGGAUGUUCAGACCCUUCGUGGAGAUCACCAUGAUCGGGCCUCAGCUCAGCGACAAGAAGCGUAGAUUCCAGACCAAGUCCAAGAACAACAGCUGGUCUCCUAAAUUCAACGAGACCUUUCACUUUGUCCUGGGGAACCAGGAUGGUUUGGAGUGUUACGAGCUGCAGGUCUGCGUUAAAGACUACUGUUUUGGCCGUGCAGACCGUGUGGUGGGAUUGGCUGUGAUUCAGCUCAGAGACAUAACAGAGAAGGGAAACUGCGCCUGCUGGUGUGCACUGGGAGAGCGCAUCCACAUGGACGACACCGGCCUCACGGCCAUGAGGAUUCUCUCGCAGCGCUCCAACGACGACGUGGCUAAAGAGUUCGUGAGAUUGAAGUCUGAAACCCGCUCGACGGAGGAGGGGCGAUGAAGAGGAGCGGGAGGAAGACCAAACAGGAUGGAGUUUUUUUUUCUGUAUCAACGCCGUUCCUCAAACGCCUUCUGCACAAAACCUCACAGGAAGUCGACCGUCACAUUCACCAGCCUGUUAAUAAUUAUUUAAAGUCUUCUUUAGACAAACGUCAGUGUCCCGGUGCUGCCCCCGGGGGUCAGAGGACGAAGUGGAGACACGGUUUUAAUGCCUUACAAACGGUGAAGAAGUUUGAAGACGACGAUCUCGUGUGUGUUCUCCACUGUGAAAAUACUGCGUUAGUACUUGGUGGAAAUGAAGUUUUACUACUUCAUCUGAUUUUCUUAAAAAGUAGAUGAAGUAUUAAAAUCCUAAUUUUAUUUUAUUUUUGAAUAACGACUGAGCGCCCCCAUGUGUCCAGUUUCCACAGCGCUUUUUUUUUCCAACAGAAAAUGUCCAAUAAUAAACCUUGAAUCAUAAACCACAGGUGAAGACACGGGCGGAGACGUCCCACACCAGAGGUGAAGCCACAAAGUACGAGAUGGAGAAAAACUCCAACAUAAAAUAAAUAUAAUAUAAAUGUGAUUUAUUAUACAGUUUAUUAUUUAUUAAGCAAAGAAAACGCUUUUUUUUUGAGAA
Messenger RNA from Cynoglossus semilaevis (tongue sole), 6341 nucleotides. It is a transcript of the gene unc13bb, whose product is annotated as unc-13 homolog Bb (C. elegans). Gene Ontology annotation, biological process: dense core granule priming; synaptic vesicle priming; synaptic transmission, glutamatergic. The transcript is spliced from 39 exons. Gene Ontology annotation, molecular function: phospholipid binding; calmodulin binding; diacylglycerol binding. Lineage: Eukaryota; Metazoa; Chordata; Actinopteri; Pleuronectiformes; Cynoglossidae. The record is from RefSeq and is a predicted model, not a curated record. Gene Ontology annotation, cellular component: terminal bouton; presynaptic active zone cytoplasmic component; plasma membrane. Bases 858 to 5723 code for a protein of 1621 amino acids.